Penicillium samsonianum is the source of this 1212-nucleotide messenger RNA. Its product is annotated as NADH:flavin oxidoreductase/NADH oxidase family protein. The transcript has 8 exons. Gene Ontology annotation, molecular function: FMN binding; oxidoreductase activity. Lineage: Eukaryota; Fungi; Ascomycota; Eurotiomycetes; Eurotiales; Aspergillaceae. The coding region runs from base 1 to 1212 and encodes 403 amino acids. The record is from RefSeq and is a predicted model, not a curated record.
AUGAUGGGAUCAGAUAUCAAGGAACCACUUGAACUACCAUGCGGUUUAGUUCUGCCCAAUCGUUUAGUGAAAGCUGCUAUGGCCGAAGGGCUGGCAGAGAAGAGGCAUUUACCUGGCCCGCGGAUUUCUCGCGUCUACGGUGAAUGGGCAAAGGGCGGAUGGGGUGCCCUUCUUACGGGAAAUGUACAGGUCGAUGUUCGUCAUCUAGGAGGGUACGGUGAUCUGGCUACAUGUGAGUAUCAAGAAGAUGAGCACCAGUCAUUGCAUGCUUGGAAGCAAUAUGCAGAUGCCUGUCAACAACACGGUGCGCCCGCGAUCGCUCAGAUAUGCCAUCCUGGCCGCCAGUCCCCGAGAGGUGCAGGUGAACGAGGCUUUUUUGGGAAAGCCAUUGCGCCGAGUGAAAUACCCCUUGAUAUCGGAAAUGGGUUGGUGGCGGCUAUUGUCAGGAACAUCGUGUUUGGGGUGCCAAAAGCUAUGUCCCAUUCCGAUAUUGCGCGAGUCAUCGCCCAGUUUGUGAAUUGUGCCCGUAUUUUGGCGCGGUGCGGCUUUGCAGGUAUUGAAAUACACGCAGCGCAUGGUUAUCUUUUGUCGCAAUUCCUCUCCCCACGAAGCAAUAUUCGUCAAGAUGAAUAUGGUGGUAGCGCUGAAAAGCGAGCCCGUAUUGUUCUCGAAAUCAUCCAUCAGAUUCGAAAGGCUGUUCCUGCGACCUUCUGCCUCGGGAUCAAGCUGAACUCUGCCGAUUAUGACACAGCACAAUUUGAAGACACCAUGACCCAAAUUCGUCUCUUUUCUGAGGCCGGUGUGGACUUUCUUGAAAUAUCUAGCGGAAGUUAUGAAGACCCAACGAUGAUGGGCCGUGGGCUGCGAGACGAAACCAGAAACGGCAAGAAAACAAGGAAGCGGUUCCCGAACCUCAUCCUUCUACUGACUGGAGGGUUUCGAACCCGCAAGGGAAUCGAGGCAGCGUUGAAGGGUGGCGUUUGCGACCUUGUUGGCAUCGGUCGUCCAGCAGUUCUCAACCCGGACUUCCCACGACUCAUAAUGGAUGACAUAUACUCUGACAAAGAAGCCCGGGUGGUGUUUUCUAAAGUUCCAAUCCCAUUCUUGGCGAGACUACUCAGAAUCAGAAUGUUAGGUGGAGGCGCAGAAACACAAUACUUCCGUGGCCAAAUUCACCGCAUCGCCGCUGGACUUGUUCCACAUGCACCAUAA